This is a messenger RNA of Monodelphis domestica (gray short-tailed opossum), 1571 nucleotides long. It is a transcript of the gene PSME3IP1, whose product is annotated as proteasome activator subunit 3 interacting protein 1. The record is from RefSeq and is a predicted model, not a curated record. NCBI's taxonomy places the organism in Eukaryota, Metazoa, Chordata, Mammalia, Didelphimorphia, Didelphidae. Gene Ontology annotation, cellular component: nucleus.
AGGAAACACCCACCUCACUCCCCGUUGGUCUUUUCUAGAAUCAACCAAUCGGUAUCCAGGUAGCAUAGUCAGGUGACCUACCUGCUUUGCCCCUCCCUCGUCUUUACUAGCCAAUGCUCACGCUAAAGCAUGAGAAAUCCAAUCAGAUUGCCCGGCCUCUGAGCUGUUGUAUGGAAGAGCAGGGUUCCCAUUGCUUAGGACCUGGGAGCCGGGGAGGAAGAGCGAAAAACAUUGGCCAAUCUACCUCGGGGCUGUUUCAUUAUGGAUGGAGGAGAUGAUGGUAAUCUUGUUAUCAAAAAGAGAUUUGUAUCUGAAACGGAAUUAGAUGAACGGCGCAAAAAGAGACAGGAAGAAUGGGAAAAAGUUCGAAAACCUGAGGAUCCAGAAGAAUGCCCUGAGGAGGUAUAUGAUCCUCGCUCCCUAUUUGAAAGACUUCAGGAACAAAAAGACAAGAAGCAGCAAGAAUAUGAGGAACAAUUCAAAUUCAAAAAUAUGGUAAGAGGCUUAAAUGAAGAUGAGACAAACUUUCUUGAUGAGGUUUCUCGGCAGCAAGAGCUAAUAGAAAAACAGCGGAGGGAAGAAGAACUGAAAGAACUGAAGGAAUACAGAAGCACUCUUGCUAAAGUUGGAGUAUCUUCAGAUACCAAAAAGGAAGGGGAGAAGAAAUUGUCUGUGAAGCCAUUAGAAACCAAGAACAAAUUUUCUCAGGCGAAGCUGCUGGCAGGAGCUGUGAAACACAAAAGUUCAGAGGGCAGCAACAAUGUGAAAAGGCUAAAGCUUGACAGUGAGCAAGAUGAUCAGAAUCAAGAUACUCCAUCAUGUGUGCCACUGGGAAGCAGUUCCUUGAGUGGUUCUACCAUUCACUGCCCCUCUGCUGCUGUCUGCAUUGGAAUCCUUCCAGGCCUGGGGGCUUACUCUGGAAGCAGUGACUCUGAGUCCAGCUCAGACAGUGAAGGCACCAUUAACUCCACUGGAAAGAUUGUGUCGUCGGUUUUCCGCACCAACACUUUCCUUGAGGCUCCGUAAUUCCUUCUGCCCAUGAUUCCAUUGCAGGAGGCUCCUCCCCCAUGGGGUGGUCUGGACACUUCAUUUUGCCAUUGGGCAUUACCUUCCUUGAAAACCUCCUUUGCCUGCUUCCUGUGCACACAGCUACAUCUUUAACCUAGUCUAAGAAUCUGCUAGAAUCCAUAUUGGGAGCUAGAUGUUUUGUUUUUGUUUCAUACUCUUGGUACAGGGGACUGUACCUGUUGUGCUGUCUUUUCACUACUUGGCUGGGUAUGGGGCAGGGCAAGUGAGAAACCUGCCGAGAGUGUCUCCUGGAACAGAAAACAUCUGCUGGUUUUCAGAGGGCUUGAUUAUUUUUUCCCUCCCCAGCAGAUCUAAGGCAAAGACAGUUAUUGGACAGCUAUUGUUUGAAUGUUCUGUUACGGCCAAUUUUAAAGCAUCGUUUUGUUACACUGCAUUUUGGAGUGUGUGGGGGAAGAGCACUGAUCCAGGUGGUAAAAUGGAACACUCUCCUGACACUAACCAAUUCCUGAUGUCGUGUAACUAAAUAAAAGAUUCUAAAUUCA